UCAAAUACACCUUCACAUCAAAGAAUGUUUACAAAUGGCGGGUGCACAGCAAACGUAUCCUAAAUGGCUUUUACAAUGCAAACAACAUAUUACAGAUUCAAAGGAAUGGGAUGGUUUUCUGAAGGAGUUACAUGAUGCUAUUCAGCAGCAGUUAACACAAAGCCAUGUACAGUACUUCAGUGAUUUGUCAGAACCUGAAAAAGAACUGUUUAUGGAAAGAGCAACACAGGCUAUCAAGGGAGGAACAGUUUAUAAUGGCUUAUGCAAGAAAGUUUCUGUAAUAACUGACCAAAGUUUAAAUGAAGAUGUCUCUAGACAGCUGUUGGAAGAAUCUCCAAUGGACACUAAAACUGACUUAGUAAUAGAGAGCGCUGAGGAAGGGGCAUUAAGUCUACUGAAGAAAUGGCCAGAUAUGAAAAACAAACUUUAUAUUUGUCUAAAUCAACCCCUGCCAUUACAUAUACGACAAUUAACAUGGAGGCUAUACUUAUCUAAUACAAAAGUUCGAAAGCAGUAUAUUGAUCAGUUGAAUACCAACCCUAGGGCAGCUAUAUCUAUGUAUGAUUAUGAUAUAUCACAAAAAUGUGAAACACUACUGAAUUCAGAACAUACAUUCAAUGACCUUAAAGGGUCAGUUGGUAUUUUUUAUGGUAUGAAAGCCACACUGUCCUAUUACCAUUCUAUUCUAAAAACCAAAAACAGACUCAGAGAUGUAGAACACCUUUUAGCAGUACCAUUUAUGGAUGUAGCUUCUACUAAUAUAUCAAGACGAGAACCACCACCAGGAAGAGUUGUUGCCCUUAUUGUUGAAGAAUUCAUGACAUUUUUAGGAAGUCGACCAGGAUUUGUUGUAGAUUCAGGGUCAGAUGACCAUAAUGAUGAGGUUAUUGCCUUUAUAGACAAGGUGGCUAAACUUCUACAGAGACGGCACCCUGAAGUAUCGAGAAUGAUUACAGAAAAGUUUGUACCUGUCAAAGAAAAAAUAGUUGCCACAGAAACAGGAAGUUAUGCUUUGUUAACAGAAGGAUUGAUGACCCUGAUACGACCUAUGAUUAGGAGUGUGUUUGUCACCUAUCUUAAGAUGGACACUUUAUUAUAUAUAUGGGACCAGUACAUGAUUGGAGUAGAUACACCGGGAUUCAAUAAUGAAUGGCUGGCCAUAGUAACAGUAACAUUGCUAGGAUUAAUUAAAGAAAAAUUAAAAGAAGCUACAUCACCAGCACACAUGGAGAAAAUAUUGAAAGCAGAGAGUUGUAAGCUAACAGUACCACAGUUUCAGUAUGAAAUAAAGCUACAUUAUUACAAAGAACUGUUUUCUUUAUUGACCAAAGACCAGAAAGCUGCAAUGCCUAUUUUAGAUCCAACUCAAGCACAACAUCCUCCCUGGAGACAUUGGUACAAUGAUGUGAUACCACCUCAUACUAAACCUCAGGAUAGGAGGAAGGCUAGAGAGGAAAGAGAGGCUGAAAGGGAUAGACAAAUGCAACAGCAAAAAGAUGUUGAAACUGCUAGAAAAGAACAAGAUCAACGGGAAAGAAGCUUUAAAACCCCAUCAGUUGCGAGAAGUGCUAAAAUUCCUAGCACAGACUUGGGUAGUGAAAAACUAUCCUCUGUAGUGAAAAGUACAAAACCAGAUGAAGAGGAAACGUUUCUCAAGAUGGCUGCUACUGACAGACAGAGAGUGGAGGAAGAAAGAAUAGCAUUACAAGAUCAGUUAGACGAGGAAAGAAGGAGAAGAAUUGAAGCUGAAAAACGAGCCCAGGCUGAAAUAGAUCAACUCAAACUAGAGCUGGCUGCAAUGAAACAUACUAAACCACCAUCAAGAGCUCCUUCAACAUACAGCAUGUCAUCAAAUAUUAGUCGUUUGAUGGUAGCUCCACCACCCAGCAGAGCUUCAAAAAUAACAAUAGAACCCCUUGUUGUGCUGCCACCUGUUGAGGAAGCAAGGACACCAACUCCAGCACAAACACCUACAGAACAAAGAAAUAAGAUCGUCAUAGACUUCCUUAGACGGGCAAAGCAUGGGCUGGAUAAAGUUGCCCAUGCAGAGGGUAAUGAUAAGUCAGAUUUAGACAGAGAAACUGAAGGAUACCUUAGACAAAAUGUUAGAGACAUCAAAAAUGCACAGAAAGAAGUAUUUGGAAAGACAUUGGAUCCUGGAGAGUUUGACAAGAUGGCACCAAAGAAACAACAAGAUACCAGUGAAAAGAUGAUCAAAUUGAUGCAGAAAUGGAGAGAAGAAAGAAGGGCAAAAGAGCUGUCUAAAAAAAGAUAGAAAAAUGAAAAGUCGACAUGGAAACUUAUGGUGCACUAAAGACUUAUUUUGUUUGAAGACAACCAGAUUUAAUAUUGUGGAUUAUUAACUAGUGAAAUAUUUGUGAUUUUGUAAUUGAUAUGAUUAAAUCAGAAUUAUUUUUCUAUGUUUAUACAAAUAGAAAGACAGGGUUAAAAUAUCAUCAAAAAUCUUCUGUAUUUAAAAAUUUGAUAGUACUUGUAUGCAUCAAUCUCUGAGAUUGCAUGAUUGAAAGCCACAUUUUUGUCUGUUUGUUCAACACUGAGACUGAUAAGAACAUAUUGUAUUUCAGAAUUAACAGCAUACAACAUUACGAUUUUUUAUUUUUUUUAAAUAAUGAAAAUGAAAUCUUCUGAAAACUUGACUUAUGAUACUGCUUGUUUAAGCAAGAAAAUUAGUUGAUACUGUUUGUCCAGAACAAUCUCAUAUUUAUAACUGUAAAUUAUGGUCAAGGUUUGUCCUUAUAUGAUUUUGAAAAUGUAGAAAGUUUUUAAAUGUUUCUGUUAAUGGAAAUUCUCACAGGCACUUGUCUCAGAAAAAAAAAUUCCUAUAUACCUUAAUAUAACACUGUGUGCCUGUGGAAAUUCUGUGCAAAUCUGUAAUUAUUAUGUCAUAUCAUUUUUUUUUUAAUAUCCUGAUUGUUAAUUCAUAAAAUCAAAAUUAGAAAAUUCAAGUCGAAUUUUCAAAAACUCCUGUUUGAGAUGCUUUGUAAUAGGAACUAUGUUUGCC
Mytilus trossulus (common blue mussel) is the source of this 3022-nucleotide messenger RNA. RefSeq lists its product as uncharacterized. NCBI's taxonomy places the organism in Eukaryota, Metazoa, Mollusca, Bivalvia, Mytilida, Mytilidae. The transcript has 20 exons. The coding region runs from base 35 to 2275 and encodes 746 amino acids. The record is from RefSeq and is a predicted model, not a curated record.